CUCUCACACACUCUCACACACACACUCACACACACACACACACACACACAAAUACACACACACACACACACACACACUCAGUCUCUCACUCUGAAGAAGUGCCGGAGGCUCUAUUCUGCGAGACUGUGAUUAACCCCUCUUCCCCUCCCUGUCUUCCGUCUACCUGCACUCGUCUGGACUUGCGUGGAGCGAGAGACAGAGGAAGAGAGCGAGAGAGAAGGAACGAGAGAAGAGAGAGAGACAGAUUUUCGUCAAUACCUCCCCCAAAGAUCCUGGAACGGAGACACACUUCCUCGGUUCCUUGCAGAAGAAGGACGACCGGCACCUUGGAGACACCUGAGGAAUUCUCUGCUGCUACCCUUUUAUAGUGUGUGUUUUAGUGAUGUGAGUGUGAAUAAGUGUGUGUAUAAGUGUGUGUGAGUUUGUGUGAGUGUGUGAGAGUGUGUGUAUGUGUACCUCAGGAGUAACUGACACCUCUUAUUUAGGUGAUUUAGGGAUUAUAAGACGUCUUGCGUGUGGACUGUUUUGGAUGCUUGGACGCUUUCCGGAGGAGGCAAGUGAGUAGAGGCUUCUAUUGGGGAACCCAACAGUAGCCUGGGUUAUAUAGUGUGUGUGUUUAAGUGUGUGUGUGUGUGGGCACACACGUUGGAACCUCAAAACUCUUCAAAAUCUACCUACUGAUAUUAAACAGCAACAUACGGUAGCCUGGAAUUUACUGUAUAUUUACUAUGUUUUUGGGAAGGUUUGGGGCUUUUUUGGAUUUCUGAGGGAUCUGCCAAUAAAAAAAACCAAUACACACUUUGAGACAGUGGAGUAUGAACAGUGGACUUGGUUAUUUUUAACAUCUGGAUUGGGAGUUGCAAUUGAAGUAGUUCAAACACCACUAGCCUGGAAUUUACUGUAUAUUUACUACAUUUGUGGACAGUUUUUUGGACUUUCUUGGAUUUCUGAGGCACCUGCAAUUACAAAAGUAGCUGAUAUUCCAGACAGACACACUUUGAGACAGUAGAAUAUGUAUUUUUUUAUAUCUGGACUGAGAUUUUCUAUUUCAAGCCUGCAACACUAGCGUGGAAAUGUGGAAAUGUGUUUUUGGGCAAGUGUUAGACCUUCUUGGAUUUCUUGGAGUGACCUUCCAAUACAAAAGAAGGUGAAAUUCCAGAUUGACACUCCGUUAGACAGUGGAUUAUGGACAGUGGACUUGGUUAUUUUUAACAUCUAGACUUAGAGUUGCCAUUGCACGGGUCCAAGCUCCACUAGCCUGGAAUUUACUGUAUAUUUACUGUGUUUGUAGUCAGGUGUUGGACUUUUUUGGAAAUUCUGAAUGACCUGCCAAUAGAAAAAAGCCAAUUUGUCAGACAGAUACUUUUGAGACAGUGGAGUGUAGACAGUUAUAGUUCAUAUCUGGAUGGGAAGAUGCAAUUUCAAGGGUCCAAGCUGCCGUAGCCUAGAAUUUACUGUAUAUUUACUGUGUUUUUGGGCAGGUAUUGGAUUUUCUUGGAUAUCUUAAUGACCUGCUAAUAGAAAAAAAACAAGGAAACGUGGUUGUACUUCAUGUGUGGACUGAGAGUUGCAAUUUCAGGGGUCAGAGAACACUAGCCUGAAAUUUACUCUGUGUUUUUGGGCAGGUGUUGGACUUUCUUGAAUAUUUUAGUGACCUGCCAAUACAAAAGAAGCCGAUUUUCAGACAGACACUCCUGAAACAGUGGUGUGUAGAGAGUUCUGCUUCAUAUCUGGAUUGGAAGAUGCAAUUUCAAAGGUCCAAACACCACUAGCCUGGGAUUUACUCUAUGUGUUUUUGGGCAGGUGUUGGACUUUCUUGGAUUUCUGAGUGACCUGCCAAUAGAAAAAAGCCAAGAAUCUCCUUGAGACAGUGGAGUAUGGACAGUAAACUCAAUUGUUUUUAAUGUCUGGACUUGGAGUUGCAAUUCCAGGGUUUUAAGCGGCACUAGCCUGGAUUUACUGUGUAUACGUUGAUGCGUGUGGGAAGGUGUUGAUCUCUUUGGGAUUUCUAAGAGAAUUUCCAUUAGAAAAUAAAUCUGUAUUGCAGACAGAUCCUAUAACUCUGAGAAAUGCACACAGUGGAUCCCAAUAGUAGUAACAAGUAAACACCACCCCGCUGUAUUACUGAUAUAUAUAUUUACUGUAUGUACUCGUCGUACGUUUGCGUGGGUGAAUAGUAGAGGAUGUCGAGGCCGUCUCGUCUGACCCGGCCGUCCUCGGCCGCUCCCGGCUCUAAGCUGCCGUCUCCCCGGCGCGAGACGCCGUCCUCCCGCCACAGAUCAUCCCAGAACGAUAAACUGAUGCAGACGGACGCUGAGGGCAGCCUGUCUCGUCACAGUCCGUCUGCCAACGGAGCUACACACUCUCAGAGGAAGAGUGAGGAAGAGUCCGGCCACCAUAAGAGCAGAAACAACUCAUCCAGAGGAACCACAGCGACCCUAACCCAGCAAGCACCUGGCCAUCACAAGCCGCUAAAAGGUAAUCUAAAGGUGACGUCUCCAGAGGACGCCGAACACCUGCACCGCAAGCAACCUGCAGGGGGCGCCGCGUCAACCGGCGCGUCCGCUAACGGGCCGGGGGUACGCGGAGACCCUAAAGGCAGCCGGGCGGGGGUGUCCCGCCGACACACAGUGGGAGGAGCUCGGAGCUCCCGGGAAAUCCUCGCCAUGCAGCCGUCAGAUAUGGACAAGAAGAGGGAGGCUUUCCUGGAGCACCUGAAGCAGAAGUACCCUCACCACGCCUCCGCCAUCAUGGGUCACCAGGAGAGACUGCGGGAACAGACCCGGAGCCCUAAGCAGGGCGCGGCGUGUCCGUGCCCCAGCCCCGUACCCUCCUCUCUGGGGGAGCAGCUGGAGCAGGGCUCCCUGAUCUCUCUGGACGCUCUGGAGGUCAUGUCGGAGUGCGACGCCCCGCUGGGGUUCACCCGCGGCUCACGCUCCCGCGCCAGCCUGCCCGUGGUGCGCUCUGCCAACCAGACCAAGGACCGCUCUCUAGGUGUGUUGUACCUGCAGUAUGGUGAUGAUAUGAAGCAGAUCCGGAUGCCGAAUGAGAUAACGAGUGCAGAUACAGUGCGCGCUCUGUUCGUCAGUGCCUUCCCCCAGCAGCUCAGCAUGAAGAUGCUCGAGUCCCCCAGCACCGCCAUCUACGUCAAAGAUGAUAUGAGGAACAUGUACUACGAGCUCAGUGAUGUCAGGAGUAUCACAGACCAGGCCUGCCUCAAGGUCUACCACAAAGACCCAGCUCACGCCUUCAGCCACGGAGCCAGACCCAGCAACGGAGACGCCAGGAUGCACAGAGAGGUGAUGUACGCAGCACCACCCCUGAUGCGGCAGCACUCGCUGGGUCCCCCUCCACCCCAUGCCAUGCAGGGUCCGCCCCAUGCCAUGCAGGGUCCCAUGUCCCCCCCUACCCCUCACUCCAUGCCUCCAUCACCCUCACGUAUCCCCUUUGGGCCUCGUGUCUCAGGAGGAGGAAGCACCACCAUGCCCCGAGAAAGAGCAGGACACAACCUGGCAACCCCCACCCGCUCCGCCUCGCCCUGCGCCAGUGCCAUCCUGGAGCGACGCGACGUAAAGCCGGACGAAGACAUCGCAGCCAAGAGCAUGUCUUUACCUGCACGCAACGAAGGCCUUUACGCCGACCCCUACCUGCUACAGCACCCGGACAUGGUGGACCACGGCUUCCACCGUGUCCCCGUCCGUCCCUACGGCCCCCCGGGGACGCCCAUUGAGCCGCCGGAGCACCACUCGCUGUUCCGACAGAAGAGCCGCAAGUACGCAGACAGCCAGCUGCCCACGCUGGGCUCCAAGACUCCGCCCCCUUCCCCACACCGGAUGGGUGAAAUGAGAGUGAUGGACAUCCAUACGGGCCAAUCGCAAGCCGCCGCCGCUGCCGUCACCCUGGAAAGGUCUUCACCCGUGCGGCAGUCCUUCAGAAAGGAAGCGCCCGUCUCAAUGGAUAUGGUGGUGAAGGGUAGAGGCGUCAUGGCGUCCCCUGUGACCCCGGUGACCCCUGUGACCCCUGACCUUCAGGCUCAUGGUCCAGUAGUUCCAUCAGCAGACCCUCUGACACGAGAGAGAAUGAAGGCUAUGGAGGAGCAGUUGGCCAGUCUGACUGGUCUGGUGCAGCAUGCUCUCCUGCAGACCCCCAGCUCUAACGGCUGCAGCGGCGGCAUGGAGCAGGCCAGUGAUCGGUCAGUAAAAUCAGGGUCACCCGUUCACAGCACGUCCAGCGCAGGAAACUCUCCGGUACUCGGACCCAAAAGUGCUGCAGUCCCACCUGAGCGAAGCCCCGCCCUGACUCCUCCCCUCAGCUCCGCCCCUCUGCAGGUCAACCUUCACCAGUUCAGAAGAAACGUCUCAGAUCUCCGUGUUCAGCUGCAGCAGAUGAGACAGAUACAGCUGCAGAAUCAGGAGUGUGUGCGAGUUCAGAUGAAGCAGGUGGAGCAGGAGAUCAGCGCUCGUCUGUCUGAAGCUCUGAGACGUCAGGAGGACCCGUCUCACCGUCAGAGAGCCGCGGUGGAGGAGGAGAGACACGCGUAUCUCUGCAUGGAGGAGAAAGUUCUCACACAGCUGGGGGAUCUGGAGAGCUAUGUGGAGUCUCUGAAGCGAGAUUGGAGCUCAGGUUUAGGUUCCAGAGUGAGUCUGAAGGAGGUGGAGGAGGGAGCGGUCAGUCUGAGGAAGGUGGGCGAGAGCCUAGCAGGUCUUAAAGGAGAGUUUCCAGCCCUGCAGGGACGGAUGCGGGCCGUGUUGAGAGUGGAGGUGGAGGCGGUGAAGUUUCUGAAGGAGGAGCCUCAUAAACUGGACAGCAUGCUGAAACGAGUCAAAACACUCACCGACUCCCUCAGCACCCUGCGCAGGUGCGCUACAGAGGGCUCUCUCAAACCUUCAGAUGUUUCCACCACAUCAUCUACACCUACAGCAGAUGGAGUAGAGUCAGCGCCUCCAUCUGAACUCCAGGACACGUCCAGCCCCCCCGUCACCGAGCUCCAGACCUCCUCCGUUAAAUCAGAGCUCAUCAACUCCAACCCCACGAUCAUCCACCACGCCCAGAGUUCCCCCGUUCCCCUGCACCAAUCCCAGCAUUCAGCAGGGCCACCAUCUUCAGCCCCGCCCCAGCCGGCCCGAGACUCCGCCCCCUCGCCCACAAAACGCUCCGGCAGCCCCAGGCAGCUCAAGAAGCCCGGCCAAUCCCAGCCUGAGGCCACACCCCCAUCCAGCAACGGCGUCAGCGCCGCCAACGGAGCGUCUCCAGGCCUGUUCAUCGAGGAGAUCACCAGCCACGGCAAGAUCAAGAACAGAGCCACGUCUAUAGAGGCUGCGGAGAAAGAGUGGGAGGAAAAGAGGCACAAUAUCAGUCAUUAUGACGGGCGGGAGUUUCAGAAGGUCCUUCAGGAGGCGGAGGCCACCAUGCUGAGAGGAAUACCCAGCCUGGAGGCGGCAAACGAAGGAGAAAACUCACAGAAACCUGCAGUGGAGGAGACGGUGGAGAGACCUGAACCUUCAGCUACUGCAGCACAAGAAGACAGUCAGCCUGAGCCCCCCACUCCUGAGAAACCCUCAAAAACGGGUCCAGAAAAAGCCCCCAAACCACAUCCAGAGAGAGUAGCUAAAGCAGCGGGUCUGGAGAGACCCCCCAAACCCGGCCUGACCUCCAAAACCAGCCUGGAGAGAGCGGCCAAACCUCCCGAUAAACCAGCCAACAAAUCCCCCCCUCCACCCCCACCCCGCCGAAACUACCCCACCACCACCGGCAUGACCACCACCCGCUCAGGAGAGGUCAUCUACACCAGCAAGAAGGAGCCUGCAGCUCCACAGGAGGUUGAAGGAGAUCCUCAGCCUAAACUGAAGAAUCCUCCAGAGACCAAACCGAAGCCAAUCACUCCUCCCCCCGUCACCGCUUCCUCCAUCCCCGAGGAGGAGGACGAGGGAGAUAAAAUAAUGGCCGAGUUACAGGUUUUCCAGAAGUGCUCUAAUAAGGAUUUAGGGCUGAAAGGUUUGGUAGAGCCUCAGAUCAGAGAGCUAAGACCCGGGGCCUUACUGCCCCUCAGAGAUAAGAAGCAGAACACAGAAACCCAGGAAGAGAAAUAUCUGCUCACAGAUGAGAACGGAAACAACACAGUCCGUCAGAGUCCAGGGGUCAUCUACUAUGUCACAGCGCAGAUCACCAAGGACACAUCGGAGGAAUCGGCUGAUAGAACUGCGUCCCAGCCUUCCCCAUCACAGGUCUCACAUGUCAAUGCUUCUGAAAAAUCCCAAAAGCAGCAGCAGGUAUCCACAGAAGGAUCGUCUGGUAAAACAAAGAACAAAGUUCCAGAGAACACAUCCAGCCUUCCCAGUGCUCUUCCUCAUAAACAGCUUACUCGUCCGAGCUCGCUGAAGUCAAAACCCAAAUCUUCCACAGAAGAAGGCCCUCUUAGUCCGACCAGGGGAAAGGUCCACGUGGUGAAGGCUCCACAGGUUCAGGUUAGCGUAGAGGAGAAGGUGGAGUCUCCAACUUCAGUUUGUUCUCCAGUUUCUUUGGGGAGCUUUGACCCGAACCUUUUCCAGGCGAACACCAAUCCUGACAAGCUGUCAAACCUGAGUUCGGCCAAACCGCAACCCGUGCUCGGUUCUUCCAAGGCAAGGGAUCGGAAAUACGAAGACGUGGAUGAUAAUGACGACUGUGAAGCCUUUCUCAGUCCUGACUUGCCAGGAGGCGAACCUCCGCCUCCACCUGAUAAUAUUGCCUUCAUGAUCACAAACACCAAAGUGCAGGCUUUAUCCACUGGAGAGUACCAGGAACUUGUCAACGCCAAGAGAGGCAAUGUGCAAACCGUUACAGUAGGCAACAAACCGCAAUCCAAACAUGGACCAAACAGUAACAUGAGUCCUGGAAGUGUCACGAACAGCAACGGAUCAGAAGAGAUUGAUAGUUUCGGAUUUAACAAAAAGCCUGUCAUCAUCAUAUUUGAUGAGCCGAUGGACAUCCGUUCAGCCUACAAGCGCCUCUCCACUGUCUUUGAGUGCGAGGAGGAGCUGGAGAGGAUGCUGGCUGAGGAAAGGAUAGAGGAGGAAAGUGAAGAAAAUGAAGAAGAGGAAGACAGAAACCGAGAACAAGGCGAUAAAACCUAUUCGGGGAAGGCGUCAAACGGUACAUCAAACUCUUUCUUGGUUGGUGGAGACAGUCACAUCAGUCACAUCUCCUCAAACUCUACAUCAUCGCCUCCACAACCACAGUUGUCUGAUGAAGGAGAGCCAACAGAUGCAAACGCUGAUGCCAAACAAGACGCGAAGAAGAAGUUUAAGUUCAAAUUCCCUAAGAAGCAAUUGGCAGCCUUGACGCAAGCCAUCCGCACUGGUACCAAGACAGGCAAGAAGACCUUGCAGGUGGUGGUGUACGAAGAUGAAGAGGAGUCUGAUGGCACCGUUAAACAACACAAAGAGGCAAAGAGGUUUGAAAUUGCUCGUUCCAAACAGGAAUCAUCAAAAUCCGAGAUCUCCUCUCAGGAAUCGCAAGGGCGAACGGACGAAAUCAGAAAGAGCACCUACAAGACCCUCGAUAGCCUCGAACAGACCAUCAAACAACUGGAGUCCACCAUCUCUGAAAUGGGGCCAAAGUCUUCCGAGGACCAGCACCAAUCUGAGAACUCCAGACCUCGGGAAAGAGAAGCUUCUUAUAAAGGAAUUCCUUCGAAAACCUCGAGUCCCAAACCUUCCCUCUCCAGCAAAGCUCCCAGCCUUCGGAAGAAACCCAAACCGCAACUGCUUCCACGACCCGUCGUGAUCCCAACAACGGGCGUGUCCAUCGCACCAGCUCCUACCCAGCAGAAUGCCAGUGUGGCCUCGCCCACUAGUCGGAUGCCGGUGCCCAUGUCUGCCAAGGCCAGGCAGCAGCCGGGCACCUCAGACAGAGAGAGGGCAACAAAACAGCAAAAGCUUCAGGACUCAGGACAGAGGCAGUUCCGCCAGGCUAACGGAAGUGCUAAGAGAUCUGGAGGAGAUCCCAAAUCCACUUCCUCUUCCACUUCCUCUUCCUCUAAAAUCCCCGCUUUUUCCUCUAGCACAGGAAAAGGUGCAUCCCAGUCUGACGCUACUACUAACCAGUUUAACCCUUCCUCAAACGCCCCUUCCUCUUCCUCUUCCUCAAACAACUCCUCCAAUAGCAAGUCUUCCAUCCCCACCCCUCGCUCUAUCCCCGCCCCUUCCUCCCACAUCCCCUCCCUCUCUAACGGCUCUCUGAAGCUUGCUCCGCCCACUCACAGCACUAAAGGCCUCUCCUUGUCCACACAGACCCAAAACGGCCGACCUUCCUCCUCCUCCUCCUCCUCUUCCUCCUCCUCCCACUCUCCUCUGUCCCCCACCAUGUUGACUCAGGGUGUGAAGAGCAUCCGAACCAUACACACACCCAGCUUCGUCAGUUACACACGGCCGCACAACGGGAACGCUGGGAAUUCUGGGAAAUCAGCCAUCCCCACCCCCACCGCCGUCGCCAAGGAGGCUUCAUAGAGCAUUCGCCCACCGCCAACCAUCAAUUCCCUGUGUCUUAAUGAGAGGAGAACUCUUUAAGUGUAUUAAAACAUGAUAAAGAGUAUUAACUUUUGUUGGAAAGCUCACCUCCGCUCUCCUGCAGCUUUCUGAGAUCCAGCUAUUUUAUUCCAUUGGUCCAGACAGGCUAUAAUGGGUUUUAAUGGGGCAUAUUCUUGCCCUGUAAAGCAGAUAAAUCGAUUUUUACACUGUUAUCCAGCUUAAAGUAGCUCCACACCUCAUCCGGAGAGCCCUGACAUUUAAAACAAGGCAUUAAGAACAAUAAAAAAAAAAUCAACUUUUAUUUUAACUUGGGAAUACAUUAAGUGUGACCCUUAUUUACAAUUUUUAUGUUAAAUUCAAUUCAAUUUUAUUUCUAUAGUGCUUUCUACAACAAAAUUUGUCACAAAGCAGCUUUACAGAGAAAAACAGGUCCACGCCUCUUAUGAGCAGCACCACAGAGAGGCUGAUUAUUGUUGAAAAACUACCUUAAAUUAAGUGAAAGAAACCUUAAUAACCCAGGAACCAAGACUCAGUCAGUAUCAAGCAGUCAUCAAGCAUUCGUUUACAGUAUAAAAGGGAUUGAAAACAUUUAAUUAGAAAUUAAAAAUAAUUAGGAACUUAAUAGUAAAAAAAAUAAUAGUGGAAAUUUUAAAUCAACAUUUAAUUAUAAAGGAAUAAAAAAAAUAGAAAAUUCUAAAAAACAAAAACCAUAAAACAAAUUGACACAUAAAAAAUAAAGAUUUUUAAAAAAUAUAUAAAGCAAAUAAAAAGAUAAUAAUAAAUAGUAAGAGUAAAGUAAAAUGAUAAGAAUGAUAUUUUAAAUAUCAGAGCUCUCCUGAUUCUACCAAUAAGGUUUGGAGCUACUUUGAGCUGAAUAACGGUGUAAAAAGUGAUUUAUCUGCAGGGGCAAGAAUAUGCCCCAUUAAAACCCAUUCUAAAACCUGUUUGGAAAAAUUAAAAUAAAAUUGCUGGAUCUCAGAAAGCUGUGGGAGAGCGGAGGUGAGCUAUCCAACAAAGGUUACUGUAGUACUCUUUAAAAAAAAUGUAUACACUAAAAGUCAAUUUUACACCGGAGUUCUCCUUUAACGAGGCAGUGUUGCACCUCAGUUGUUGCUCAGUUCAGUUUUUUUAUUUUUUUUUUAUUUUAUUGUUUUAUUAUGAUUAUGAUUAUCUGUUGCAUUUAUUGUUCAGAGUGCACUUUGUUUUUUUUACAUUCGUUUCAAAAUUUUCAUUGUUUGUUUUUAUUUUUUUCAUUAGGCUUCUGCUGUUAUUCGUAAAAAAAAUACUAUACUAUACUUUUGGUUCUUUUUUUAAGUGUUUUUAGCGUUAGCAUUUGAGCAAUCAUAAUUCAAUUCAAAAUCCCAUUUUGAACUCCUUCAUGCUUGAAAUCUUGAAAUCAUGCUGUGCAUCCUGUUAAUACUUAUAAAUACUAAUAUUAAAAAGAAAAAAAGAUAAAAAUAAAGAAAAAGGAAAAAAUAAUAUUUCGUUGAAUUGUACAUUGAGAUCUCAGAUUGUUCUGUUUUUUUUUUUUUGUUUUUUUUUGCUACAUUUGAUUACGUAUAUUAAAAUAUAUAUAUUUUUAUUAUUAUUAAGACAAAAGACUAACCUAUACGUGUAAAGUACGUAUAAAAUAAGUGUAAAAAUAAAGUGUUUUACUUUUAAAUAAAUACAGUUUAAAACUGAGCGAACAUACUAUAUAUUUUUUUUCUAGAUUUAGUUUUAUUUUUUGUUUUUUAACUUCACAGACGAACAUUUGCAGCCAUGGUGUUUUUUUAAUUCUGUAUCUAUACUGUACUGUAACUGUAGAUGAUUUAGGUUUUUAGUAAAUGAACAUUUUCUAUAAUUCAGUUCUCUUCACGUUUCACUGCCAGUGUCUUUAGAUUAUUCCUAAAAAUCCCAGAAUCUCUCUGACGAUUUUUCUUCCUGUUUGCCAAAGUUUUUCAUUCUUAUUUUUCUUUAUAUACCGUUAGAAACUGGAGAUGUAUAUUUAAUAUGAUUUAUCACGGUUAUGACGAACAGCGCGGCAAUACUCUGUAACUGUACUGGAAGACCACAGCUCUUAAUUUAAUAGAAAUGUGUGUAAUUAAAAAAGCGUGCUGUAAUGAUCUGUACUAUCCCUGUAUAUACUGUACCUGCUCCUCAGAGAUCUAGUCUAGUUUUGUUAACAUAUUGUACCAAAGUUUGUUUCUAUGCAUGCCUUUCUGCUACUGUAGACGGACGAGUGGAGAGAGAGAGAGAGAGAGAGAGAGAAAUACGACGCUUGCACAGAUUAAUUAUGUAAAUAUAUGUUUUAUUCUCUCUCUAAACGUCUGAAGCUUUAAAAACGAUGCAGCGGUAAAUCAGCUGUGUAGGUGUGGCAUCAAUAAACGUCUGCAUGUUUGUCA
Messenger RNA from Astyanax mexicanus (Mexican tetra), 10891 nucleotides. Its product is annotated as sickle tail protein. Gene Ontology annotation, cellular component: cytoplasm. NCBI's taxonomy places the organism in Eukaryota, Metazoa, Chordata, Actinopteri, Characiformes, Acestrorhamphidae. The record is from RefSeq and is a predicted model, not a curated record. The coding region runs from base 2184 to 8486 and encodes 2100 amino acids. The transcript has 21 exons.